Tripterygium wilfordii is the source of this 795-nucleotide messenger RNA. Its product is annotated as major strawberry allergen Fra a 1.04-like. Gene Ontology annotation, biological process: defense response; abscisic acid-activated signaling pathway. NCBI's taxonomy places the organism in Eukaryota, Viridiplantae, Streptophyta, Magnoliopsida, Celastrales, Celastraceae. Gene Ontology annotation, molecular function: signaling receptor activity; abscisic acid binding; protein phosphatase inhibitor activity. The coding region runs from base 93 to 575 and encodes 160 amino acids. The record is from RefSeq and is a predicted model, not a curated record. The transcript is spliced from 2 exons. Gene Ontology annotation, cellular component: nucleus; cytoplasm.
UCACUACAUCUCACACAACUCAGGAUUAUUACAUCUUCACAUCUUCAGUUUAAUUAAUUAUCCUUAGCUAUUUUUCAUUAAGUUAAUUAAUCAUGGGUGUUUUCACUUUCGAAUCGGAGUACUCCUCCACAAUCCCACCGGCAAAACUCUUCAACGCCUAUGUUAUUGAGGCUAACAAGCUCUUCCCCAAAGUUGUUCCUCACGCCAUUAAGAGUGUUGAAUUCCUUGAAGGUGAUGGUGGUGCUGGAUCCAUCUUGAAGCUCCACUUUGGUGAAGCUUCUCCUGAGUUCAGAUAUGCGACCCACAAGAUUGAAUUGGUAGACAAAGACAAUUUGCUGUUCAAUUACAGCGUGAUCGAAGGCGAUAUCUUGAGGGAUGUUGUUGAGAAGAUCAACUUCGAGACCAAGGUUGUGUCGUCUGGAGAUGGAGGGUCUAUCUGGAAGAGCAAAGCCACUUACUACACAAAAGGUGAUUUUGUGCUUGAGGAAGAGAAGCUUAAGGCAGCAGAUAACAAGGCCAAGGAACUGUUCAAGGCUGUUCAAGAAUAUGUCUUGGCCCACCUCGAUGAGUUUUAAUUUAUAUAUAUAUAUUUGAGGUUUCUUGUGUGAUUUUUCUGCUUAAGAGUGUGGUUUGAUAAUAAAAUUCAUCUCCCUCUGGUUGUUGUGAUUGUGGGUUCACAGAGGAUUUAAAAGAGAUGGAUUGAAGAGUGAAAAAGGUUGUAUCGUAUUGUUUACACUAUAUGUAAUAAAAUUAUCCAAUAAACAUAUUGUCAAUGAUCAUGAUGCAUUUCUUUUU